This is a messenger RNA of Adineta ricciae, 3612 nucleotides long. NCBI's taxonomy places the organism in Eukaryota, Metazoa, Rotifera, Eurotatoria, Adinetida, Adinetidae. The record is from the annotation of a GenBank genome assembly.
AUGUCGACAAAUAAUAAUCAACGUCAACAACGACAACAACCCCAAGCACCAUCACAGUUUUACCACCGUGGUGGUGUUCCAGGGGCCACAAAUGAUACUUAUUAUUAUAAUUCAAAUUAUCAACGAAGACGACCCCAGUACUACAAUCGUCCAUAUCAUCCAUAUGACCAUAAUCCAUAUUAUUCUCGUUAUGAUUAUCACUAUGAUUAUUAUAAUCAAGGCUAUUUUCCUCGCCGAAGACCGCCGCCACCACCACCAAGGUCAAGAUCAAGACAAAGAUCGAAUGGUUCUCGGUCGAGACAACAACCACAACAAACUAAUCGUAGGAAUUAUCCACGACUUCCACAAUUAGGUGAUUUCAUGUCUGCAGAACUAUUGGAUACACCGCCAGUAGAGUCAGGUACAAAUAAUUUACCUAAUGAAUUUAAUCUCAUACCAAAUAAUGUAUUACCGCAACAACCCAAUUCUGCAACACAGACUAUUCGUCCUAUUGCUACCACGGAUAAUACUAAUAACAAUAAUAAUAAUAAUAAUAAAUAUCCGAAUACACAACCAUUCUAUAUCGACCAACCACGUCGACAACAACAACAACAACAACAACAACAGAAACAGAAAACAACUACUUCUACUCAACGUCGUCGUGUACGUCGUAUUCGUCAAAAACAAUACAAUCGAAAUAAUAAUUAUGAUAACAACGAAGAGCAUAUUGAUUAUGAUAAAGAAGAAGAGGAACAAGAAGAUGAUAAUAAUCUUGUUCUAAAUAAGAAACAAAUUAAUAAAAAGAAAAAUAAACAACGAUUUUAUUUACAAUCAAAUCGUGUUUUCCAAUACAUUAAAGAGCACGAUCCUGAUGCAUUAACUGGUCGCAGUACUCAAGCUUAUAUUUUAGCUACAAUAAACAGUUAUGAUGAAUGGGUUCGUCUCAAUUAUGAAUUACAAAUAUUUGAAGAAUACCUUAGAAUAGGAUUAAAUCAUCAACAAUGGGCAAAUGAAAUUGCUAAACGAAAUAAACGUAACAAUAUUUUAUGUGAACGUUUUGCUCGAAAGAAAAUCAAUCAAUUGAAAGUAAAAAUUGAUCAAACACGUGCAGUUAUUUCUGAUUAUCAAAUACAAUUGCAUACUUUUUGGUCCCAGAAUCCUCCAAAAUCAACAGCAACAAGCACAACGUACGAUCGCAAACGUGUAAAAGAAGCAGUUAAUCGUACUGAGGAUAUUCUUUUAAAAUACAUUCUUCAUUGUACACAACAUGUUAAGAAAGCUUCUCUCAAUCGUAUUAAAUUAGCUCAAAUUGAAAUGGAUGAAUAUAAGGCAUUGAAAGAUUUUGAAAAAUUAGCUACUCCAGCACAAUGGAGACUUCAUUUAUUUAUACAACCAAAAAUGACAUUAUGGUCAACAAAAAAUCAAAACCUUCGAAUUGCCACCAAACGUGUAGAAUAUGAUUUACCACCAAAAUUUAUUGGUCAAACACAAUUAUCAUUUAAUUUCAAUGAUGAUCAAAUUCUACCUAAUGAAGAAGCUCAACAAAUAUAUGAUCAAAUGCGUCAAAUUACACAAGAAUAUCAUAGACAAUCUAUGACGUUGUAUGUACAGACACACACACGUAAAUUAGAAUUACUAACUAAUGAAAUAAAACAAAUGAUUCAAUGUUUUCCUGAAGAUAAUGAUGAUGGCUUUGAUGCACAAGCUGGUUUCACAGCAUUUAAAUACUAUAAUGAUUUACGUGAAAAACGUUAUAAUUUACUUGCAGAUCAAGCAUGCCAUUUUUUAGAAAUAUUAAAAGUCGAGGGCGACAACAAUCAAGAAAUGGAAGUUAUUGCCCAGACAAUUGGUCGAUCUUUACCAGACGAAUACCAUCUAUUACAAUUAGGUCCUCGUUUUAUUUAUAAUGAUCCUCAGACAGCUGCUCGACGACGUACAAAUGAGUUGGCUACUCUUCAACGAAAAAUAGAGACACGUUUUUAUGAAAAGAAAGUUAGCCCCGGUCGUCCAGUUAAAGAUUUUAUUUCUGAACUAGAUCUUUUAUUACAAAAUCUACAUGAAUCUUCAGCUAUUCCACAUCAUUAUCAAUCUCAUAUCAUUUGUAACAAGAAGAUAAAGAAGAAGAAGAAAAUAAAUUACCAUCGUUUAUUAAAGCGUUUAAAAUUUAAAUUUAAAUUAAAUAGUAUUAUUUUAAGAAAAACAGACAAAUCAAAAGUAUUCCAUCUAGGUACGUCUGAUGAAUAUGAUAAGAAAUCAAUGGAAUAUAUGAAUAGAACUAAAGCUUAUCAAUGUCUUGGUUCAAUUAAUAAUCCAUUACCUGAUCUAAUUACUCGUACCAAUAAAUAUUUACUUGAUUUACGUUUUAUUAAAUGGAUUACACAAAAACAAUAUGAACAAUUGUGUCUCAAACAAACUGAUGAUAUUGAAUUAGCACAUUUAUAUUACUUACCUAAAUCUCAUAAAUCAGGUACUCCACUUCGUCCAAUUAUUUCUGGAUUAAAACAUCCAACAAUUAAAAUAUCAAAAUAUUUAGAUGAUUUAUUAAGACCAUUGUUCAAUCAGAUGGCUUCUACAACUACAGUAACAUCUGGUUACGAACUUAUCCAACGUCUACAGAUAUGGUCACAUACAAAUUUACAACGAGAAACAAUAUUAUGUACAAUCGAUGUCAUUGAUCUGUAUACAAUGAUUCCUCAAACUGAAGGAGUACUAGCUUUAAAGAAAAUGUUAGAUUAUUUAAAAUUAAAACAAGUCGAUGGUUUAAAAGUAGAAACAAUUAUUCGAUUAGCAAGAUUCGUUAUACAAAAUAAUUAUUUUGAAUACAAUAAUAAUUAUUAUCAUCAAAUUCGAGGUGGAGCAAUGGGUUCUCCUUUAACAUUAACUAUUGCUAAUUGUUAUAUGUUUUUCCUUGAACAAAAAAUCAGUCGACAAAUUAAUAAUAGUUUUGGAUUAUACGUUCGUUAUAUAGAUGACAUCUUUAUUAUUAUCAAUUGGCCUCUUCGACAUCUUGUUAAACAAAUAGAUCGUUGGAAUAAAUUUGAUGAAAAUAUCCAAUUAUCUGCCAACAUUAGUCACCAGGUUAAUUUUCUUGAUCUAUUUAUUGAAAAUCAAGAUGGUCAAUUAUUCACUAAAGUUUAUCAUAAACCUUCAUACGAACCAUACUAUUUGCCAUUUAAUAGCGUUCAUCCAAUACAUAUGAAGAAGAACAUUCCAUUUACAAUGCUAUUACGCGCAAUUCGUUAUUCUUCAACCUUUCAAAUAUAUUUAAAUGAACGUGAAAAAUUACGUAUGGCUUUACUUAUCAAUAAAUAUCCAAAUACUUUCAUUGAAAAACAAUUUAAUAAAUUAUUUAUUAAAUAUAAAAUACAACAACCAUUAACAGUUGAUAAUUACAACAUAUGUCGAGAUCAAAUCAUUAAUAGUCCAAUUCAAAUCAAAGCACCUGUUGAUUAUGGUCACACCAUGUUCGUUCACUUUACUUAUUGUUCUAACAUGCGAUCAUUUCCUAAAAAAUUCCACAGUCUUUGGCAGAAAUACUUUGAACAUUCACCUAUUAAUGAUAUCAACCCUGUACUAGGUACUCGCAAUGCCAACAACCUGCAACUUCGCCUAGUCCGAACUAGAGACACAUAA